Messenger RNA from Saccharomyces mikatae IFO 1815, 453 nucleotides. RefSeq names its product Tma17p (gene TMA17). NCBI's taxonomy places the organism in Eukaryota, Fungi, Ascomycota, Saccharomycetes, Saccharomycetales, Saccharomycetaceae. The transcript has a single exon. Gene Ontology annotation, biological process: proteasome regulatory particle assembly. The record is from RefSeq and is a predicted model, not a curated record. Bases 1 to 453 code for a protein of 150 amino acids. Gene Ontology annotation, molecular function: protein-macromolecule adaptor activity.
AUGUGCUCAGCAGGCGGUAUCAGAAGACCCAUUCAGAUCGAAGAAUUCAAGACGGCGAUAAGCGGCAUGUCCGAUAUGGAAUUAGCACAGAUUAAAACGGAAAUUGAGAACAGUAUCAACCAUUUGCAGAGGUCUAACACCCGCUUGAGUAAAUAUAUUUCCAAGUUAGAGGGUGAUGAGGACCGUCUUGAAGGUGACGACAGUGACGACUUGGAGAACAUUGAUUCGGGAGAUCUGGCGCUCUACAAGGACUCUGUCAGGGAGAACGAAAUUGUGUUAAACAAUUAUAAUGAGAGAGUAGAUGCAUUGGAGCAAGAAACAGUGUACAGAAAAACAGGAAAUACCAAGAGCAAUCGCGAGACAGUAGCAAAAGACAAUACUAAGAAGGGCCCUGAUGUCGAUAUGGACAAUACCAACGUGGACGUCGUGACCCCAAACAGCAUAUUCAUCUGA